GACAAUCCCGGAUGUCAACAAAGGAUAUCAACAACAGGGAUGUGUCAACGCUUCGUUACAGAUUUUCCAAUGGAUUAACCGACAUUUGAUAAUUCAUUAAUGUCACAGUCACUCGUGUACCUUCUGAAAGGAACUAUGAGUGCGUUCUGUUGAUUCUAGGCUAGUUUAGCUUUUGACGAAGACUUUCAACAUGAGGUCCGAUUCUCCUCUCUCCAGCGUCAACGUAGUGCUUGUUAUGGCCUACGGAAGUCUGGUGUUUGUGCUGCUGUUCAUCUUUGUGAAGAGGCAGAUCAUGCGCUUCGCCAUGAAGUCUCGUAGAGGACCACAUGUACCCCUGGGCCACAACGCUCCAAAGGAGCUGAGACAGGAGAUAGACUCUCGUCUGUCCAAGGUUCAGGAGAUCCGCUUUGAGCCGCGCCUGCUGUCUGAACAGGACGACAGACUACUGAGUGGCGGUUGCUAUGACUACCUGUACAGAAUGAGGGCACUAGAUGCCAUAAGAGACUCUGAUAUUCCGUUCAGUGAGUUGGGAGGGACUCCCACAGCUGUGACAGGGAGGAGAUUCCGCGCCUGGCUUCUAGAUCUGAGGAGUUCCCAUUCCCUGUUCCGCAGCAGCCGCAGUUCCCUCAUAGACACACUGCUGGAGGGCUACCACAACGCUCGCCACGGCACCGGGGUGUUUGGAGAAGCAGAGUUUGUCAAAUACAAGGAAGCCCUGAACGAACUGGCCUCUGUUUAUUCUUCUCUCCCCAGUGUGAAGAGCCACUCCAGCUCCACCAGUCUGGACCAGCAUCACCAGUUAGCAGCUAAAGACCUGACCAGUACCCCAGAGCCCACCCCCCCCUCUCCCCCCUCCCAGGUCACAUACCUACCGUCAGCUGGGCAACGCACCAAACGACCAAAACACUUCCUGGAACUCAAGAACUUUAAAGACAAGUACAACACCUUGGAAAGCACAUUCUGAGAACUACAACUCCUAUGGCAUAACACGAGGAACUACAAUUCCCUACAGCAUACCUUGAGAAACCACAACUUGCUGCUUCUGACAACUGCAACCCCCUACAACCCUGAGAACUUACAACUCCCUAGAAAACAACCUGAAAACUACAACAACUUCUUUGCUACCACUUUAAAUCUGCUUUGUUACGAGUAGUGGACUCACUUUUCCUUCUCUAUUUCCAAAGUAGAUAGCCUAGUGAGAAAAAAAUAAAUCUGUCGUUCUGCCCCUGAACAAGGUAGUUAACCCACUGUUCCGUCAUUGUAAAUAACAAUUUGUUAUUUUCUGACUUGCCUAGUUAAAGGUUAAAUAAAAAAGAAAUGAAGGUAGUGAUAAGUAGAGCUCCUGUAAGGGACAGAUCCUGGAGUGGACAGAUCCUGGGGUUUGUGGUUGGUGAGUUGGUCUAGUGAGAGACUUGUUAGUGCCAGCGGAGAGAGAAGAGACUUGGUAGGGUUGGUACUUGGUACAGUUGGGAAGACUGGAGCACAGCAGGAUUAACAGUAGCAUAGCACAGCAGUAUUGGAAUGACAGUAACAUUACGCUGCCUUACUAGUCCUGAGGAAAAACACUGCCUACUAUCUGUCAUGCGUCUCACAUAAUAAAUAGUGCACUAGAUUUAAGCUUAUUUGACCUUAAACAUCAUUGUGAACUUUUGCACAGACUUUGCAGGUAGAUCAUCAUGUAGGGGUAUGCAAAACAAGAUGAGACCAGACAACCUACAUGCAGUUUCUAUGCAGAAUGCAUUAAUGCAGGGUUUCCCAAACUUGGUCCUGGGGACCCCAAGUGGUGCACGUUUUGGUUUCUGCCCUAGCACUACACAACUAACUCAAAUAAUCAACUAAUCAUUUAGCUUUGAUUAUUUGAAUGAGCUGUGUCAUCCUGGGGCAGAACCUGAAACGUACAUCUCUUUGGGAAAUGCUGCAUUAACGCACAGUGUUAGAGUAAGACUUGUUUAUAGUGUGUUCAGUGCUAACUAAGCUAUUGAUGGACUAAUGUUAUAGCAGACCAGCGUUCCUCACAAUGGCCCUGGACAGCUACAGUACAGGCUGUGCAGGCUUUUGUUCCCGCCUAGCACUAACACACCUCCAAUCAAGAUGAUGAGUAGAAUCCGGUUAGUCACUGUUGAGCUGGAACAACACAGCCUGGAACUCUGCAGGACCAGGACAGAAGAACUAUGAAUUAUUCAAGUAUUACUGCUAGACAUUUCCAGUAUUAUUGUCCUGUUGCCAGCACUUGUUUAGGGCAGAGCCAUGUAUUUACAUAUAUAUUGCUCUGGUUUAGGGCGUGUUACAAGGAAAUAAACAUGCUACACAGUC
Messenger RNA from Salmo salar (Atlantic salmon), 2313 nucleotides. RefSeq names its product lipid transport auxiliary protein 1. Gene Ontology annotation, biological process: phagocytosis. The record is from RefSeq and is a predicted model, not a curated record. NCBI's taxonomy places the organism in Eukaryota, Metazoa, Chordata, Actinopteri, Salmoniformes, Salmonidae.